UUGACUUCACUUCUCUUUUUAGUUUUCCCUAUUCAUUUCAUUCUUUCUGCAAAGACGAAUGCAGCAUCAUCUAUUAAGUUACCGUUGCUAUUAUUAAAACUAAAAUGCGCGUUCCUUUGUUGGUGGCUUUGGCCGCAAUGGCGGUCACAGUUACGGUGGUAUACGGCGGUUUUCCGGGGAGUUAUCUUUCCCUUGAACGAACCAUCCCUCUUAACCACCAAGUUGAACUCACCACUCUCAAAGCUCGCGACAGAGCUCGUCACGGCGGUCGAAUCUUGCAAGACGGCGGUGGUGGUAUUCUUGACUUCUCAGUCCAAGGAACCUCCGAUCCUUACUUAGUUGGGUUGUAUUUUACUAAAGUGAAGAUGGGUUCUCCUGCUAAAGAAUUUUACGUUCAGAUUGAUACUGGAAGUGAUAUAUUAUGGCUUAAUUGCAAUACUUGCAAUAAUUGCCCCAAAUCUAGUGGUUUAGGGAUUGAUCUCAAUUACUUUGACACCGCGAGUUCAUCCACUGCUGCGCUGGUUUCCUGCUCUGAUCCGGUGUGUUCUUAUGCGGUUCAAACGGCUACAAGUCAGUGCUCUUCUCAGGCUAAUCAGUGCAGCUACACUUUUCAGUAUGGGGAUGGAAGUGGGACGUCCGGUUAUUAUGUUUAUGAUGCUAUGUAUUUUGAUGUGAUCAUGGGACAGUCUGUGUUUUCUAACUCUUCAUCUACCGUUGUUUUUGGGUGUAGCACCUAUCAGUCUGGGGAUUUGGCUCGGACAGAAAAGGCAGUUGAUGGAAUUUUUGGGUUUGGUCCCGGUGCUUUGUCUGUUGUAUCACAAGUGUCAUCACAAGGCAUGGCACCCAAAGUGUUCUCUCAUUGCUUAAAGGGACAGGGCAGUGGAGGAGGCAUACUGGUUCUUGGUGAAAUUUUGGAGCCAAAUAUUGUUUAUACUCCACUUGUCCCAUUACAGCCUCAUUAUAAUUUAAAUCUUCAAAGCAUUGCAGUCAAUGGACAAAUUCUCCCAAUCGAUCAAGAUGUAUUUGCAACAGGUAACAAUCGAGGAACUAUAGUUGAUUCCGGUACUACAUUGGCAUACCUUGUUCAAGAAGCUUAUGAUCCUUUUCUCAAUGCUAUAACUACCACUGUGUCACAAUUUUCCAAACCCAUUAUUUCCAAAGGAAACCAGUGUUAUCUGGUCCCAACCAGCCUAGGUGAUAUAUUCCCUCUAGUCAGUUUAAAUUUCAUGGGUGGAGCAUCCAUGGUUUUAAAACCAGAACAGUAUCUUAUACAUUAUGGUUUCCUGGAUGGUGCUGCAAUGUGGUGCAUUGGUUUCCAAAAAGUGCAGAAGGGAUACACAAUUUUAGGAGAUCUUGUUCUCAAAGAUAAGAUUUUUGUAUACGAUUUAGCUAAUCAACGAAUUGGAUGGACCGACUAUGAUUGUUCCUUGGCUGUAAAUGUCUCUGUGGCUACGAGCAAGAGUAAGGAUGCAUACCUCAGUGCAGGACAGAUGAGUGUUAGCUCCUCACACGUCAGCAUUCUCUCCAAGUUGCAACUUGUAAGGAUUGUGGCUUUUCUUGUGCAUAUAAUAGUUUUCAUGGAGCCCCAGUUUUUGUAGAUGAUGUUCAAGAGUCAAAAGCUCAUUCUUUGGAAAACAUACUGGGGUCAGUCGAUGUUUAUUUAUUGUCGGCAUACCCUUCAUAUUUAGAAACGGGAGUUAGUUGCUGUUUUCUUCCCUACAUUUGAUCAUAUUGCAAAUCUUUCUCCAAUUAGUAUGUGGAAACUGCAGAUCUCACUGUAAAAGGGCUCUGUUGUUGAGAAAUGGCAAAUUUGUAUACUGAUAUACUUCUGAAGUUGAUGGAAAUUAUACUAUAUAUAUAAAGUUUACCAGAGCCCACUUCCACUCUACCAACCAAUGUUGUGUUGUAACUGUAACUCUGGUAGUUAGUGACAGUUAAAGAAGUUAGUUAUGAAUGUUAUAUGUAUACUGGCUCUUGGACCAUCUGAUGUCAGACUAUAAACAAAAUGUAUAUCAUUGUGAUCAAUACAAUUCAUCUUUAGUCUUUAUUA
This is a messenger RNA of Medicago truncatula (barrel medic), 2050 nucleotides long. RefSeq names its product aspartic proteinase 36. The transcript has 10 exons. The record is from RefSeq and is a predicted model, not a curated record. The coding region runs from base 105 to 1598 and encodes 497 amino acids. Gene Ontology annotation, biological process: proteolysis. Lineage: Eukaryota; Viridiplantae; Streptophyta; Magnoliopsida; Fabales; Fabaceae. Gene Ontology annotation, molecular function: aspartic-type endopeptidase activity.